UCGAACACAAGGAAUCUCUUCUACAGUCUACCGCGCCCCGGUGGAACAUCAUGUCUGCUAUGAGGACAUUGACGGUAGCAGGACUGUUUUUGGCUUUUUGCGCGUUGGGACUCAUAGCAGUCGCAAUAUGUACUGACAAUUGGUACGAGACGGAUGCGAGGAGGCACAGGGAACGUUGCAAGAAUUAUUCCAACAAAAGGAAUGACCCUGGAUUCAUCUAUAUCUCCAACCAGAACCUCCCACUCCGUAUGCUACCGAAGGAGAAUAACGUGGAGAGGAAGGGGUCGAGUGGGGGAGUCCUCCUGCGGGCUAAGCGGCACUUCUUGCCCCCUGCCCCGGCCAUGGAGUCCCUCUGUAGUCGGCAGUACAACUCCACCAUCUCUGGGCUGUGGAGGAAAUGUCAUCGGGAGGGAUUCGACCUGGAGACAGAGGAUCUCAUCUUUAAAGGUUUGGUUCAGCGCUGCACACCGAUAAAAUACUACUACUCCUCUUUAGCCUUUCCCAGAAAGCUGCGCAGCAAUAUAACCAAGACUAUUCGUCAGGAUGAGUGGCAUGCGCUCCACCUGCAGAGAAUGACAGCCAGUUUCAUCGGCAUGGCCGUGUCCAUCAUCCUGUUUGGCUGGGUGAUUGGAGCUCUGGGUUGUUGUAAACAGCAUGACCUGAUGCAGUACGUAGCUGGACUCCUGUUUCUCAUGGGGGGAACAUGCUGUAUCAUCUCUCUGUGUACAUGUGUAGCAGGGAUCAACUUUGAACUGUCCCGUUAUCCUCGCUACAUGUAUGGGAUCCCAGAGGACAUCAGUCAUGGAUACGGAUGGUCCAUGUUCUGCGCAUGGGGGGGCCUAGGUCUCACCCUAUUGGCCGGCUUUCUGUGCACGCUGGCUCCUUCCCUCUACCCACCCGUACCUCACACUAUGGUAGAGAAGCUGCAACACAAGCCCCGACAUGAGAAUGGCUGUGUGUGACACCAUAUAAAUAGAAUUACUAUUUGACUUAAAUGGGAAUAUCCAUUCUAGUAAUGGGAAUGUCCGUUCUAGUAAUGGGAAUGUCCAUUCUAGUAAUCGGAAUGUGUGUUCUAGUAAUGGGAAUGUCCAUUCUAGUAAUGGGAAUGUGUGUUCUAGUAAUGGGAAUGUCCGUUCUAGUAAUGGGAAUGUCCAUUCUAGUAAUGGGAAUGUCCAUUGUAGUAAUAGGAAUGUCUGUUCUUGUAAUGGGAAUGUUCAUCUUAGUAAUGGGAAUGUCCAUUCUAGUAAUGGGAAUGUCCAUUCUAGUAAUGGGAAUGUCCGUUCUAGUAAUGGGAAUGUCCGUUCUAGUAAUGGGAAUGUCCAUCUUAGUAAUGGGAAUGUCCAUUCUAGUCAUGGGAAUGCAUCUAGUAAUGGGAAUGUCCAUUCUAGUUAUGGGAAUGUCCAUUCGGGAAUGUCUGUUCUAGUAAUUCUAUUUCUAUGUAUGGCACUCUGCCAAACCUUCAACUCCCAGUGACAGAAGUGUGUGACCGUGUCAGCGUCUGCCAGACUUUCCAGUGACAGGACUCUCAUCCCUCCUGAGUCUCUACUCCAUGCUCUGACAGUCAGUCAUCCCUUCCUCUGAAAAUAUAUGUUGAUAUGGGCUGUUCUCACUGGACUGGGGACGUUACCCAGGGACUAAGAACUAAGAUCUGUCUGACACACAGCAUUGAUUGCACAAAGAAAGAAACAGACAAAAAUACAUUGAUUCUGGCUCUCCAGCUUGAGGGGAAUAUGUUAGUGUCGGAUGAUGACAUUUUACUGAAGAGGAAUUCAAAUCUUUUUCUGGUGCUUUCUGUUCUCCUCUUCCUCCUCUUCCUCCUCCCUAACCCAAACUGUCAACAGCUACAUAAUUAUAUUUCUGUCCCAUAAUGAAUUGUUCAGUGUUUUUGCUUGUUAUUACAAGAGGAGAACAUUUACUCUCCUAAAUAUCUUCCUGUACCUUUGACUUUUGAUGCUGGUUCUACAAAAUCGAAGAAGACAGAAGAACAACUUUAAGGGUUGAAUUCUAACUUCCACUGCAGUGUUCACUUAAGGGCUCUGUUCUAUCUGGAUCGCUGAAGCGUUACAGAUUGCGCGAUAGAAAUGUAAAAUGUAAUUUCCGAUUGAGCCGACAUAUGUAGCGUUGACCAUGAAUGCAGUCGCCGCUAACGCGGGAACAUUGCCUUUAAAAUUAAAUCAAGCUGUAACGCUGAACUUCCGCGAUACAUAUUGAAUAGAGCCCUUAGUCUCCCACUGACGUCAACGCAUGGCCAAGUGAAAAUUCGACAUAUUCCCCCCUAAGACUUAAUAAAGAUGAAAAUGAGAGCAAUCAUGUACUGUAUGUACCCAUUGAAAUAAUAUGUAAAUUACAUUUUGAAAAUGUAUGCAGGUUUGCAUUUGUGCGUAUUCAAAGAAAACAUGAGCAUUAAGAUCCAAGACUGUAUUUGAUGGGAAAUGUUUUGAUGUUCUUGAAGUUUUACUGAUCAUGAUAGCCCGUCCAAUCAAGAUAUAUUGGAAAAAUAAAAUGAUGAUACAAACCGUU
Coregonus clupeaformis (lake whitefish) is the source of this 2520-nucleotide messenger RNA. Its product is annotated as transmembrane protein 178B. Lineage: Eukaryota; Metazoa; Chordata; Actinopteri; Salmoniformes; Salmonidae. Bases 51 to 962 code for a protein of 303 amino acids. Gene Ontology annotation, cellular component: membrane. The transcript is spliced from 4 exons. The record is from RefSeq and is a predicted model, not a curated record.